CUCAGACAAUUACACGUUAAACUCCAAAUUACUGUGAGUGGAUAAGUUCAAGGCUACAUUUUCGUCGGUAUUGGCCUCAUGCUGGCAAGCAUGCUGACGGGUUCUUGUUUAGUGAGCGCCUUUUGUUAUAGUUUUUAUAGCUAUAGAAUAUCGGAAAACGCCGAAUGAAAAGUCGAUGUCUUUUGUUUCAUUUGAACUGAUGCAUUAAAAAGCAUUUUCAUUAUAUAUGUGGCCUUAUGAGCAAAGGGUAUUUUUCGUUAUUCUAUAAAAACUCUCGAACGAAAAGCUCGUUAAAAUUCCAUAAUACGAUAUAUAGUUAUUAGUUUCAACUGCAAAUUCAUAUCUAUUUGACCUUUAACGUAAAAUAAAACUCCUGAACAUGAAUAAUAUACAGCUAUCACGGCCGCACGGGAAUUAAAGCAGCAUCAUUUUAAAAAUUAUUUACGUAUUUACAGACAUAGAAAGUUCUACUUUUUAAAUUUUAUAAAUAGUAUCGAUUUCGUGGACAGAGACUAGCCUAGAGGAAAGGGAAUUAUUACUUUGAAUAUGAUAGAUAUUAAUAGAGCCUUUAAAAAAGAAGGAUAAAAGAUAUUUCAAUGGUUUUGACUUCGGAAACUGGUCAUAUUUACACGAGGCUUCAAAUACAAGCAGAUAAUUAUAUAUAGCUAGUGCAUGGUCUCCACAAACAUGCAAUUUUAAGACGGCGCGUGAUUUUUGCGUGAAUCAUUAUAAAUCAUGCUAUUGUUGGAGGUGCAUACCCUCAGGACAGGUGGUGAGUGUCGGUCACGGUCAAAGCAUGUAUAUUAUACAACACGGGCACAGACAUUUCAUUACAUAUUUUUCUCCAACAUUUUCAUUGAAAAUAUAAUAUUUUUAAAGAUUAAUUAACAAAAAAAAAGAAGAUUGCGGCGCCUCGUUGACAAUGCUCAUUACCCUUGUGACAUGCUCAUGAGGUCUGGCAACAGCUAAGCUCGCGUGUUGGAGAGGAAUUUUUGUUCACAUGCAUAGCUUUUACAUAAGCCGUGCGUUACAUGGUCUUGGAAAUUCUUUCAGACAUUCAUUGCUUGCAGAAGGUAAUUCCGAGUCAUUCGUUUACAUAAGUUCGCGGUCUGCACAUCUCAGCUUCAUUGGAAAAUAUUUAAAAGUUUGAUUUAAUUUUCACUCUCGCGUUAGUGGUAAAGGCAUCAAACACAAGUGUGGUAAAGUUAUACGAGAGCGAAUCGGUUUUUGGCGGUCUUCAAGUAGAUUUAUUUUCCGAGUAUACAACGAUAACUUACUAAUAAAAGCAGACGUACAAAAAUGCGCUGCACUUUAGAUUGGAAAAGUCGUCUACCCAUCGUUAAGUGGUUGCCAAAAUACAACCUACAGUCGUUGCAAAGCGAUCUUAUUGCUGGUAUAACCGUUGGUCUAAUGGUUAUCCCUCAGGGUCUAGCCUAUGGCGUACUUGCUGGGUUGCCUCCCCAGUACGGUUUGUACAACGCGUUCAUGGGUAGCUUUAUAUAUUGUUUCCUUGGGUCAAGCAAAGAUGUGACCCUAGGACCGACAGCAAUAAUGUCUCUGAUGGUGGCGACAUACGGUCGUCAGAAUGAUGCCCACUACGCGGUGGCGUUAUCGUUUUUCAGUGGUCUUCUGCAGCUUUUGAUGGGUCUCUUCUCACUCGGGUUCAUCGUUCGCUUCAUCCCAAUCCCAGUGAUCAGCGGUUUCACAUCUGCAGCAGCCAUUAUUAUUGGUUUUGGCCAAUUGCCUGGCAUACUUGGUAUGUCCGGGAUGCCGAAGAAACUCGUUCCGCGACUCCACAAGACCUUCAGUAACAUCGCCAAGACGAACUAUUGGGAUGUUGUCCUUGGCGUCGCUUGCGUUCUCUUGCUGGAAGCAUUUCGACGGGUUAAUCGAAUGGCCAUAUUGUACAAACGAGAAGAGUCGAUGAGCAAGAGAAUCAUGAAGAAAAUAGUUUGGUUUGUGUCUGUUGGCCGUAAUGCAGUCAUUGUCUUUUUUACGACAUUUUUGGCUCUCAUGAUGGAAACACAUGGAAAUGGUGGGCAUUUUACCCUCACCGGAGCUAUCAAAAAAGGCCUACCGAAGUUUGAGGUGCCAAAAUUGACCUCCCACGAUGGCAACAGCACUAUCUCCACCACCCAGAUACUUACGGAGAUCGAAGGUGGCCUUAUUGUCUUACCCAUGAUUGGUUUUCUCGAAAGUGUUGCUAUUGCCAAGGCGUUUGCAAGGAAGAAUAGGUACAAGGUCGAUCCCAGCCAAGAACUGAUUGCACUUGGCAUUGCUAACUUUGUUGGCGCAUUUUGUUCAGCCUAUCCAGUUACUGGAAGUUUUUCAAGGACAGCUGUCAACUCGAUCAGCGGUGUUGCUACUCCUUUGGGAGGUGUUUUUACCGGAGGACUUGUCAUGUUAGCCCUUGGUGUACUCACUCCAUUCUUUCAAUACAUCCCCAAAGCGGCCCUCGGUGCUGUUAUUCUAUCCUCUGUUAUCCAUAUGAUUGACCACGAAGUGGUCAGGAAAAUGUGGAAGAUAAAGAAAGUGGACAUUAUUCCAUUUAUCCUAACAUUUGGUUUAUGUCUAUACGAUAUUGCCACUGGUAUCGUUGCUGGAAUUGCAUGCGCUCUGUUACUCUUAAUUUAUCGGUUGGUUGUACCACGUAUUGAAGCAAGACAACAUGAAGUAACGGUGAUUCGAAUAAAUGGUGGCUUAACAUACGUUGGUAUUGAGCAUCUUGCAACAAAAAUUGAGGAGGCUUCAAUUCUGUGUGAGGUGCCUCCUAAGCUGGUGAUCUUAGACUGUAGCAAUAUGUCUGAAUUGGACUUCACUGUAUCGCAAGGUUUCCUUCAAAUCAUCCAGGAUCUUCAAGAUAACGAGAUUAAGAUGUACUUUUCCCGCGUGCAGAAUCACGUGAAAACUAUGCUCAUUAACGCUGGCGUGGAAUCGGUAUUCUUUAGCGAUGACUAUCUGGAUAGUCAUCCCAACCUGUUCAAAACCGAAGAAGAAGUUGACGAAUCUGUCACGGGCGAAUCACCUUGCUGCGACGAGCCACGCUUCUGGAUGAGUUCAGUGUAAAAGGUGAAUUGGGUACCCCCCUCCAAGAAAAUUUGCUGAUAUUGUAUCUAAAUGAUUGAUGUGCCUAUUUCCGUCUAUCUCUCUUCCAUAUUGUUUUUGAACAUGCAUCAAUGGGAAUCGCGAGACUUCCCUGAAGAUAUUAAUUUUUCAUCUCGUCAGGUAAUAACUUUUAACUCGACUCUCUUUAGCAAAUAGCAAAUUUUCUUUGAGACAAGGAGGGUACUGCAGUUGUAAAUCGCAGUUCAAAAGGAUUGUGGUAACAACUUUUAUAUAGUUGUGUAUUGUGUGUAAAAGUAUUUUAACAUUAUGCAAGCGGGCUUAAGGUCUAAAGUUUUGGUGAAAAUUUAGGUCACAAGAUUCAAUAAUUUUAUUAAUCUUCUUCAUACUCGUAACUUUUGGAGAUUUGACGUGAACUUUUAAGAAAAUCUGAUGAGUUGAGAGACUAAAAACACAAUUUUAUAAAAUUCGAUUUCUUCUGACGUUUAUUUUCAGUUUUUUUUUAAAUACUGCAUUCAAUUGCCUCUCAUUUAUCUCGUGAAAAUCACGUCAUCUCUUGAGUCACGUGUUCACCAACUGCAUUCGCAAACGCCUUAACACUGUGAAUUGUGGCUUGACGCUGUUGAAUAUUACAGUUCACUUUGGCUUAACAUUGAUAACAUAAGUUCUAACUAUUUUUGAUGGCAGAGCGAUAAUGAGACAUCGCUUUGUUAUUAAUUACAUCGAAAUACAAAUAAACAAAGCAACACUAAUCAUAUAAAAAAUUUUGGAUUUUAUAAAUCUGUUAAAUUUAUUGAUUAUAUAAGUAAUUAAAAUAUUUAAGCUAGUUUCAUAGCUUGAAAUUCAAAAAUUAAAAGUUUUGUAUUUUACACUGGACGAGAUUCCCUCUAGAUUUGUCAAUAAUUUGUUAAUCUGUCUCGCCGUUACUAUCUUUAAUCCGUUCUGGUAGAGUAAUACACUGUUCAAGAAUUGCAACAAUAUGAUAAUCAUCUUUUCAUUGAGAAUUCAAAUCAUUAUCCCCCUUUUGUUCCCCAUAACCUUCAGUUGACAUCACGAUCUCGUCCAGUGCUUUUACCAUAUAAAUUAUUAUGUAGUUUAGGAUACUAUAGUUUGAUAGGUAGGAUUUUAUAGUAAGAUGAAUACAACUUACCAUUAUUAAAACGAGGAAACCAACGAAAAAAUAUCUUACUCAUACCUUAAUAGAAGAACUCCUCAGCUCACCACAUUUUUUCAUCCCAUAGUUAAUGUUCUUUUUUACUUUAGGCCAGUACUUUUCCUCGCACUUUUUUUCAAUGAUUAUAUAAUAGAUGACAUGAAUAUCAUACUAAAUUUUAAACUACUAAAUUCUUUGAUUUUAGGAAGCGUUGAUUUCAUUUAAUGUAGUGAAUUUAACUUAAUUCAUAAAAAUAUACUAUAUAUAAAUGAAUUUAUAAAUAUAGAAAUGUACACCAUAAACAAUAAUUUUCGUUGAAAACUGUGAUUACAACAUCGAUUUUUGUACAGUGACCAACAAUAAUCCUUCAGAAUGCUGUACAAUGCAUUUUUUGCUAGUUUGUCGCGAAAGAAUUUUUUAGAGUAGACACAAACUAAAGACUAAAGUCAAGCAUCAAUGUGCUGAUCAAUUGUACGCAUGCAGCUGAAAUGUUUUUAAAACUAAAAACUAAUUAUGAUAAUGAAUAAUAAAACAUUGGUAUGGUGAUUAAUAAUGCUUUUAUGAAUUCCAUUCCAAUUUAAUGAUAUAUUGACAAGACUGAUUUUCACCAUAAGUAUUAUGAAGAUAAUUUGCUGUUGCUGUUGUUGUUUCCUGCGCUUAGCCAGCAUUUGUUAUUGUAAGGAUGUGUUUUAUGUUUUAGUGUAUACCAUACUAUGAUAUAUAUAUGUAGCAUGAAAUUUUAAUAUAUUACGUUUAUAAAUAUAGGUUAUUGAAAAGUAUAUUUCAUCAGUAAGUUGUUGAUUUUUUCAUUUGUAAUUAACGUAUCGCAAUUAUGCCUGUUUGGCUCAAAUAUAUUCCAAUAAACUUGAAUUAACAAAUA
Messenger RNA from Xenia sp. Carnegie-2017, 5096 nucleotides. Its product is annotated as sodium-independent sulfate anion transporter-like. Gene Ontology annotation, molecular function: sulfate transmembrane transporter activity. The transcript has 5 exons. NCBI's taxonomy places the organism in Eukaryota, Metazoa, Cnidaria, Anthozoa, Malacalcyonacea, Xeniidae. Gene Ontology annotation, biological process: transmembrane transport. Bases 1300 to 3066 code for a protein of 588 amino acids. Gene Ontology annotation, cellular component: membrane. The record is from RefSeq and is a predicted model, not a curated record.